Messenger RNA from Ostertagia ostertagi, 876 nucleotides. Lineage: Eukaryota; Metazoa; Nematoda; Chromadorea; Rhabditida; Trichostrongylidae. The record is from the annotation of a GenBank genome assembly.
AUGGGAUUGAAGCUGGUCACCUCGCGCAUCGCUGCACUAAAUGGCUCACUACGUAAGCCUCGCUAUGCAUCGCACUACAACGCUGCUGUUCCCAGACACGAAUACUAUGACAGGAUCGACAGCAACAACGCAGUGCCAUGGGACCACUAUGCAAGGCCGGCCUCGGCUAGGCUGGACAUACUCAGUCUCAAACCUCCUGCGACAACAUCUGCUGCUCCUACAGUUGUUCCUUCGAUGGAUCGAGAAGGAGCAAUGCCAAGUCAAGAUCUGGAUAUGACUGCUAGUGCUGAACUUGGAGAUGAAAGGACAGACUCACAUAAGGCCAGCUUCAGAGGAUCAGAGAGGGAUGGUCAGAAUACGCCCAGCUAUCAAGGACUACCAGGACCAAACGGAAAGAAUGGACUUCCAGGUCUCCCUGGUGAAAAUGGAGGUUUUGGAAGUCCAGGAAGACGACCGAGGGGGCCUUGCCAAGAACAUACAUCUCAACUUUGCAAGGAAUGUCCACAAGGAGAAGACGGACCGAAGGGGCUGAAAGGAGAGCCAGGAACACCCGGACCACCCGGUAUUCCUGGGUCCAGAGGACUUAAUGGACUGCCAGGAAUAGCAGGGAGUCGAGGCGUUCGUGGACCACCUGGACUGCCUGGCCCGCCAGGUAUAGAGGGCGACUUCGGAGAAAUUCCUGAUGUUGAACCUCCCUUACCAGGAGAACCGGGACCUCCAGGAGUUGUUGAUGAGCUCCAGGUCCAGAAGGAAGAGCCAGGGAUCCACGGUGCGGUGGGCCCGCCAGGAGGUGCAGGAAUGUGCCCCACGUAUUGUGCAGUGGAUGGAGGAGUAUUCAUUGAACCAGACAGGGGAAGAUUUAAAUGGAUUCAGUAA